CGACGUCGCCCAAGAUCAACGAGUUCUCCCGCACCCUUCUCAGUUCUAUUGUCCAAGUCAUUCUCAUGAACUGCUUCCUGGCCCGAUGCCGAAGCGCCAGAGAGCCGCGUUCCGCUGGCAUCCCGCAGCUUUCUAACAUUCACGUCGGCGAUGAUCUUGGCGAUUUUGAUUACACCAUACGCCAUACCCGGGCGAUUUACGCGACCCACCGCUGUCCGGGACGCGCUAUAUAUACUAGGGAUGUCCUCAACGACGAAGAACCAACAGCGGAAACUCGCAUCUCCCGUAUCUCGAUCGCAGCAUAUCGAGUGACUUGACUGUACAGCAGUGAGUCGUAUAUAUCCAGACUCUUUCCAUCCGCACAUCUCUCGUUCAACCACACUUACCGAUUGGAACAUGGCCCGUGCGGUUGCUGCGACCGUUCCCGUGAACCCGCCCGGCGCGACGCCCGUGCUGUCCGAGGCGCAGGUCUGGGAAGGCCUCGGGAUCAAAGCGCGUAACCCGAAGAGCUUCGUGCCGGUCAUCACUCACGUUGAGCUCGCUUACGACACCCCCACCAAGGUGACGCGCAAAGUUAAGUUCGGCGAGGACGCCCCGCUCGCAACCGAAGAGAUCGAGCUGCACGAGCCCGCAAUCGUUUACUUCGAGCUCUCGCUGGGCAACCGUAUCACGAACAUCGUCUCCUAUAGCCCGUCCGGCGAGCUCCUGCUCACUUUCACCUUCUCGAACGGCGUCCCCGGGGUGCCCGCCGACGACACGACGCCCUCCAGCGAGAUCGCGAAGAAACUUGCCGGCGGUAUCCAGCAUUCGAUCGACCGCAUCCGGGAGCUCGUUGUGGACGGUACGAUCAAGGCGAAGUAGGCGUGGAUCACAGUAGCAAAGAGCACGGCAGUAUUGCUGGCAGGCUGCAAUCCAAACUCACCUCUCACUCACGCGCUGCGAGCUUGCAAGCAUAUACGUCCGCACGUUCUCUGAGAUGGCACGCAAGUCCGCGACGUCAAGGGACGCCGAGGUGUCAUAGUUGACAUCUGACUACCAAGGUUGCGCCAUCUGCCCAGAUCCAAGAUCCGAACCAAACCUUUGGGCAUCUUGAACAUGAUCCGCGGUAAUAAAUACCUCCAGCCGAGCAGUGGCGAGCGCUUUAUCCCACCUUCAACGCGCAUUUCACCCCCCGGCGACUGGAUCGCCUCUUUAUCCAUUUACACA
This is a messenger RNA of Punctularia strigosozonata HHB-11173 SS5, 1206 nucleotides long. Its product is annotated as DUF1857-domain-containing protein. The transcript is spliced from 6 exons. Bases 397 to 861 code for a protein of 154 amino acids. The record is from RefSeq and is a predicted model, not a curated record. Lineage: Eukaryota; Fungi; Basidiomycota; Agaricomycetes; Corticiales; Punctulariaceae.